Messenger RNA from Camelus dromedarius (Arabian camel), 6898 nucleotides. It is a transcript of the gene SMG8, whose product is annotated as SMG8 nonsense mediated mRNA decay factor. The coding region runs from base 32 to 3013 and encodes 993 amino acids. Gene Ontology annotation, biological process: nuclear-transcribed mRNA catabolic process, nonsense-mediated decay. The transcript has 4 exons. The record is from RefSeq and is a predicted model, not a curated record. NCBI's taxonomy places the organism in Eukaryota, Metazoa, Chordata, Mammalia, Artiodactyla, Camelidae.
CGGACCGGAAGAACUCCGUAGUCGCCGCACCAUGGCGGGUCCUGUCAGCCUGCGAGAGCUUCUAAUGGGCGCUUCAGCCUGGACAGGCCCUGAAAGUCCUGAGGGAUCCCCUACAGAGGGUGGUGGGAGCGCGGCUGGCGGACCGGACCCUCCUUGGCGUGAGGAUGAGAUCUGCGUGGUGGGAAUCUUCGGCAAGACGGCUCUGCGCCUGAAUUCCGAGAAGUUCUCACUUGUGAACACGGUCUGCGACCGGCAGGUCUUCCCCCUCUUUCGCCACCAAGAUCCUGGAGACUCGGGGCCUGGAAUCAAGACCGAAGCUGGCGCCGUCGGGGAGGCUGGUGGAGCCGGGGACCCUGGGGCCGGGGCCGGGGCCGGGGAUCCAGUUCGGGGAGCUGUAGCUGCUGCGGAAGGGAACCGAACUGAGCCGGGUUCCCAGGACUAUAGCCUCCUGCAAGCCUAUUACAACCAAGAGAGCAAAGUUCUGUAUCUUCUUCUCACGUCCAUCUGUGACAAUUCCCAGCUUCUGCGGGCUUGUCGGGCCCUUCAGAGCGGAGAAGCUGGAGGUGGCCUCUCUUUACCUCAUGCAGAAGCACACGAGUUCUGGAAGCACCAAGAGAAACUGCAGUGCCUCAGUCUCCUUUACCUUUUCUCUGUCUGCCACAUCUUGCUUCUGGUCCAUCCCACUUGUUCCUUUGACAUCACGUACGAUCGAGUAUUCAGAGCUCUGGAUGGACUGAGACAGAAAGUACUGCCCCUCCUCAAAACAGCCAUUAAGGAUUGUCCAGUUGGCAAAGAUUGGAAGCUAAACUGCCGACCUUGCCCGCCUAGACUCCUUUUCCUCUUUCAACUCAAUGGAGCCCUCAAGGUGGAACCCCCUCGGAGCCAAGACCCAGCUCAUCCAGACAAGCCCAAGAAACAUUCUCCCAAAAGGAGACUGCAGCAUGCCCUGGAAGACCAGAUCUAUAGAAUCUUCCGAAAGAGUCGUGUCUUGACUAAUCAGAGUAUCAACUGCCUCUUUACUGUGCCUGCCAAUCAAGCUUUUGUGUACAUAGUUCCCGGAAGCCAGGAGGAGGACCCAGUAGGCAUGUUACUGGACCAACUUAGGAGUCACUGUACUGUGAAGGACCCCGAAUCUUUGCUGGUCCCGGCACCCCUUUCUGGGUCCAGGCGAUACCAGGUGAUGAGACAGCACAGCCGACAACAACUUUCUUUCCACAUUGACACCAGCAGUUCCAGUUCUUCAGGGCAGCUAGUGGAUUUCACUCUUCGAGAAUUUCUAUGGCAGCAUGUGGAGCUAGUCCUAAGCAAGAAAGGUUUUGAUGACAGUGUGGGCAGGAACCCACAGCCUUCCCAUUUUGAACUUCCUACUUAUCAGAAAUGGAUCUCCGCAGCUUCAAAACUGUAUGAAGUAGCUAUUGAUGGGAAAGAGGAGGAUGCGGGAUCUCCCACUGGGGAACUAACAUCUAAGAUUUUAAGCAGUAUUAAAGUCUUGGAAGGGUUUUUGGAUAUUGACACAAAAUUCUCGGAGAACCGGUGUCAAAAAGCUUUACCCAUGGCCCAUAGCGCCUACCAGUCAAAUUUGCCUCAUAAUUACACAAUGACUGUCCACAAGAAUCAGCUUGCCCAGGCUCUUCGAGUAUACAGUCAACAUGCUAGGGGUCCAGCCUUUCACAAAUAUGCCAUGCAGUUGCAUGAGGACUGCUACAAGUUUUGGAGCAAUGGCCAUCAGCUCUGUGAGGAGAGGAGUUUAACUGAUCAACACUGUGUCCAUAAAUUUCACUCAUUACCUAAAUCAGGAGAAAAACCAGAGGCUGAUAGAAAUCCUCCUGUGCUAUAUCACAAUAGCCGAGCUCGGUCCACUGGUGCCUGUAACUGUGGAAGGAAACAAGCACCUCGAGAUGAUCCUUUUGAUAUCAAGGCAGCUAACUAUGACUUUUAUCAGCUUCUGGAAGAAAAAUGUUGUGGAAAAUUGGAUCAUAUCAAUUUCCCAGUAUUUGAACCAAGUACUCCAGAUCCUGCUCCUGCCAAAAACGAAUCGUCUCCUGCCCCUCCAGAUGCAGAUGCCGAUAAACUUAAAGAAAAAGAACCUCAAACCCAAGGAGAGAGCACAAGCCUGAGUUUAGCUUUGAGUUUAGGCCAAUCCACAGAUAGUUUAGGUACCUAUCCAGCUGAUCCACAAGCAGGAGGAGAUAAUCCAGAAGUUCAUGGUCAAGGAGAGGUAAAGACUGAGAAGAGACCAAACUUGGUUGAUCGACAGGCAUCCACAGUUGAAUAUCUCCCAGGCAUGCUACAUUCAAAUUGCCCCAAAGGUCUCCUCCCCAAAUUCUCCAGCUGGUCUUUGGUUAAACUUGGCCCUGCUAAGUCUUACAACUUUCAUACUGGUUUGGACCAACAGGGCUUUAUUCCAGGGACAAACUAUCUUAUGCCUUGGGACAUUGUCAUCAGGACUAGAGCUGAAGAUGAAGGAGACUUAGACACAAAUUCUUGGCCUGCUCCAAAUAAAGCUGUUCCUGGAAAGAGAAGUGCAGUUGUAAUGGGAAGAGGAAGACGGCGAGAUGACAUAGCUAGAGCGUUUGUGGGCUUUGAAUAUGAAGACUCUCGAGGUCGGAGAUUUAUGUGCUCAGGACCUGACAAAAUAAUGAAAGUAAUGGGAAGUGGGCCCAAGGAAUCAGCUUUAAAAGCCCUGAAUAGUGAUAUGCCCUUAUAUAUUCUGUCAUCAUCUCAGGGUAGAGGGCUAAAACCACAUUACGCUCAACUUAUGAGGCUUUUUGUUGUGGUACCCGAUGCUCCUUUGCAGAUAAUACUAAUGCCUCAGGUGCAACCAGGCCCACCACCAUGUCCAGUAUUCUAUCCAGAAAAACAAGAAAUCACUCUCCCACCCGAUGGCCUCUGGGUUUUGAGAUUUCCUUAUGCCUAUGUGACAGAGAGAGGACCUUGUUUCCCUCCAAAGGAAAAUGUGCAGUUAAUGAGUUACAAGGUGCUCCGGGGGGUUCUUAAAGCAGUGACACAAUGAGUGUUUUCCAGCCAGUACAGUCCUAAACUUGAGCUGGUUUUUGUUUGGUGUGUUGGGGGUGUUUUUUGGUAUGUGAUAGUGUGUUUUCUUGAACCCGAAAUGUGAUUUGGUUACAGGAGUUCAGUAUUUGGGCAGUAAUUUUUCCACUGUUUCAUGACAUUGUUGAUAUUUAUUGUACACGGGGGUGCAGCUUCCUAAUAAACAUGAGUUAUUCUAGAAAAGGACAUAAAAUACAUGGUUGAUACUUCUAUGUUCUCUUGUUUUUGAUUCACUGUCCAUAAUAAAACAUAUUUUUAUUAUAACUGAUUGUUGCAUAAUCAUGUUGAUUGAGCCAAAACUUUGUUUUUGCUAAAAUGAUGCUUUAGCUGGGAUUUUCCUUAAGAUGCUGCGCCUGAAAUUAUCUUCAAAACAAAAUGAUCUAGUAAGUUAUUUGGUAAUGGUAUGAGGACUUAAUUGCAAAAAUAUGCCCAAUUGCUUGGGUCACAGUUCUUAUACCAGAGUUAGAUUGUUUUGUUCACACCAUUUUAUUCUUGGACUGAUGAGAUACCAUAUUUGAAAUGAAUGCUAUCUGAACUAAAACUUUUUAAUACAAAAUAUUAAUACACACUUUAUUCUUUAAAAACUGCUAUACUGUGAAACAAUCUUCUAAGUGAUACAAAUUUUAUCAAUUCAUACCAAGUUUAAGUCUCACCAGCAUCAACAUGGUGACACUGAUAUAUCACUAAUAAGACAAGUAUGCAAAAUAAGUUAAUAUAUCAGAGUUCUAGUACUUGAUUAUAUUUUCCUAGACACAUUGAUUUUGAAACACUGGGCAAAUAGAAUUAGAGAGUUUAGUCUCAGUAUAUAUAAAGUACAAUAUUUGUAUAACACAUCUUGCUACCAGCUUAAAGUAGUUAUUUAGGUUUUGUUUUUAAAAUGUAUAAAGAUUCAUAAUUGGCAGCCAACUUAAAACUGUAAUUUAAUUAGGCAUAUUUCUAUGCCAAUUAUACUGUAGUAUUAUUAGGAGAAGGAGAAUCUGAGCCAAUAUUAAAAUUAGUCUACAUUCUUCUUCCAUUCCAUCCUUAUUUUCCAUCCUUUUCCUUUAUAUCUUUCAUUCCUUUUAUAUCAAUUUUUAAAAUCACCAUUACUUUUGUACUUAAGCAUGGUUCUUAGUUCCUGCAUUUGGAAAUAUAGCUGGAUUUUUCUAUAGGACAUGUACUAAUAGUUGUUUUGUUUUUUCAGUAGCCUCUAAGAUUUGAAAAACAGAUUGGAUAAACUGGUAGGUCAAAGGAAAUGUAAGAAAAAACUUUAUGAGAACAAAUAGGUUUCAGAAGAGCAAACCUGUGUCUUUUCCUUUUUGAUGUCAUUCCACAUGGAACAACUUUACAUUCUUGCAUAAAUUAGUAAGUGAUUUUACUUGAUUAUUUUUGGUUACAGAAGCUACCCAAAUUUGAAUUUCUGUAACAUCUUUAAAUACAAAACUUUUAUGCUAUUUGUAUUUAUAACUUGCUUAAAAGAAACUACCUUUCUCUUUAGUCAUAUAACCUUAUUUUGGCAAAUUUCAAGUGAUGAUUUUAUUAAAGAAAUUAUAUUUCUAUAUUUCUUCUGUAGCAGUAUUUGCAUUAUCCUUUGCUUAGCAGACUUCUUUUUCUUUCCUCUUCUUUCUUUUUUUUUUUUUAGAUAUAAGCAGAUGUUUCAAAUUGAUUUUUUUUUAAGAAUCACUAGGAGACAAGGACAUCCUUUGGCCUAUUGGUAAGUCUUUUGAUGUGUCCAUGAAAAGCUGUAUAAAAUUUAACAUUUUUAGAAGAUAAAUUAUGUCUUUUUCAGGGAGGGCUUUCUGUUUAAAGGACUAAUAUAAAUCUUCUUGUAAAUUGCAUUAAUUCUAAUUGUUUAAAAAAUGGCUUCACAUGUUGGUUUACUUAAGGUUUCCCUGUACUACUUAUACAGUGAAUCUAUUUCUUACUUUAAAAAAUAAAAUUAAAUGAAAAAUUUAAAAAGAUUUUGAGGUAACAGGGAGAAAAUUAGAAAAAAUGAAACUAGAGAAGCCUGAUUCAUAAAAAAUAACAAUAGCUACUCUAUUGAAUGGCUAUAUCCAAUAAUAAUAGCUACUUCAUGAAUAUCCACUUGGUAGGUACUUUAGUAAGUAUUUUGCAUACAUUUCCUAUGAUCCUCAAAACACUGCAAGAUAGAUAUCAUCCAUAUUAUCAGGAAAUUAAAACUUGAAGUGGUUAAAUAAUUUAUCCAAGGUCACAUAGCUAGGAAGUAGGAAGUCAGAAUUUAAAUUGAGGACUCUGAUUUCAAAGCUAUUCUCUUCCUGUGUUCUGCCUUCUUAGAAAAUAUAAGAAUGAAAAUAGCAUGUCAGUUUCUCCAACUGAAUAUUUUGACUCUGGUCUUAAGACUUGCGAAUGGAUGAGUUUUUAAUGUCAGAAAAAUGAGGUGUGAUUACCCAUUUCAUCUUAAUUUCUUUGAUGACUGUGAAUCUUAAUUCUCUCUAAAACUGUAUUGAAUCUUAUAUUCUUACACUCUUUUCUUGUUCCGUAUGUUCCCUUGUAUAGAAUACUACUAUAGUAAGUUGAAGCCAAAAAGAAUUGACUCCACCUCUUAAGAAACCUGACAAUUUACUUAAUCCUUGAGUGUCUUUUCCCCUAAAAUUAUAAUUAUUACUAUUUACCACAAAGAGUGGUUGUGAGGAUUGGAGUAUACAUAAAGCCUGUUACAGAGGGGCACUAGAUAAAUUCUUAAUAAUAAUUAUAAUUUAUUUUAAAUUUACUUUUUAAAGAGAUCCCAUCAUUCUAAUAGUUUGGGAGUCUUGGUUAGUUUUAGUCCUACCUUUUAUAAUGAGGUAAACAGUGCCUAGUACAUGUACCUGUGGUAAGCACCACAACAUAAUAGCAGUUUUAUAGACUUGGUUUGUAACCCUCCUCUUGUAUCUUUCUGUGGUCUUUUAAAAUUGGGUUUAGUUUUUAUUAGUCGGUUUAUGCUUUAUAUAAAGCAGCCACUCAAAUCCCUUGGCCAUUUAAUUGCCCUUUUUCUGUCUCCCACAACUUUGUGUGUGUCCUAAGAUGUGGCAAAUAGAACUGCACUCAACUUUUGGAACACUGCAUAGUUUUGCACAAAAGCCAGCUAAUCAUUUGUUUAAUUUUUAAUACACUUCGUAAUGUUUAUCGGUCUGAGUUGGCACAGCAGCUCACUGGGUUCAUGUCUUGAGGAGAUAAUGUACUGCAUCUCUUAAUACUGGAUCCCAUCUAAAGCUUCAGCAAAUUAAUUUGUAAAAUGGAGGUAAUAACUCCCUUAUGUACCUCAAAGGAUAACUGUGAUUCAAACACUUAAAGAGUAUGUUAAUUGAAAUCCUUUACAAACUCUAAACUGUUUUAUAAAUAUAAGGGACAGUUAUUAUCCCAUGUUUGUAACUGAUGGCUCGGAUCCAGUCAUCUUCUAAAUACAGUUUAGUUAUUUUUCCAAAAUCUUUCCGUACUGAAAAUAAUCCUGUCCGUAGCUAUAGCUAUUAAAUUAUAUGUAAUAUAUUAUAUUAUAUAUAUAAUUAUAGCUAUAGCUCUAUUUGACUAAAUAUAAGAAAAAUUUCUAAAGUUUAAAUUAUAUCCUGUGGUUCUUCUUCGUUCCAAACACUCUUAGAGGACUGUAUUACCAUAGUUGCUUAUCACUUCCUUUCUCCUACUAAGUUACAUGUACUUGAGUAUUGAGUGACAUUAUUCCUUUAUUUUAUCCUGCUAUUUUCUCAAUAUAAAAGCUAGACUAUCUAGUUUAUAAUCCCAUUUAAAACAGUUUUUGGGUUUGACUACCUUUGUUGUUCUUGUAAAACUAAUAUGUAGUCAUUGUAUCUGUUAUUUAAUAAUUUUUUAAGCAAAGAUAAGAAUAAGUUACCUGGAAAAAAAAAAAAAAAAAGAA